Lonchura striata (white-rumped munia) is the source of this 2658-nucleotide messenger RNA. The record is from RefSeq and is a predicted model, not a curated record. NCBI's taxonomy places the organism in Eukaryota, Metazoa, Chordata, Aves, Passeriformes, Estrildidae.
CGGGGGCGGGACCGGCCCCGUUAAAGGCGGCGGGGCCGGGGAGGUGCCGCGUCCGCCCGCGCCAUGGCCGAGGCGGCGGCGCAGGAUCUCCUGCUGGCAGCAGCGUUUGUCUCCGAUGCACAGUACAACAGGAAUAUUCCUUUUAAGACCUCUCCGGAGGCUGUCAGGCUUUAUCACCUCUAUAACCACUGGAUGAUGCGAACAGCCACCUACUUCUUCAUCUUCCUCAACCUCUCCCUUGCCCUUUUUGAGGAACCUGCUGUGUAUCCGCUCCCCUUUCUGGCCACAUCAGUGUUGGAGGUGUUGUGCCUUCUGGUGUUCCUUGGUCGACUGACACACUUUGCCAAAGUCACCCUGCACAACGUGUUCUGGAAGGACACCAAGAACAUCUGCAUCAUGGUGGCAAUCCUGUUAUCCCUGACAGACUUGGCCAUAUAUGGGAUCCUCAGGCUGUAUGAUGUGAGGAGCAUCCGAUGGUCAAGGAUUGUGAGGCCCAUCUUCCUCAUCAACUUUGCAGAGAGUCGCCAGAUCCGGAGGGCUUUCCGCAGCAUCCGCAACACGCUGCCAGAGAUCACCUACGUCUUCCUGCUCUUCAUGUUCAGCCUCCUCAUGUUCUCCCUCAUGGCCUUGAAGCUGUUUGGAGAGAGGAAUCUCCAGACAGCAGAAGGCUUGCCCUACUUCAGAAACUACCUGGAGAUUGUGUUUGACCUCUACGUGCUGGUGACAACUGCAAACAGCCCAGAUGUCAUGAUGCCAGCGUUUGACUUCAGCUCCUGGUAUGCCCUGUUCUUCAUUGCCUUUGUCAUUGUCAACACUUACAUCUUCAUGUCUCUCUUCCUGGCUGUGGUCUACAACAACUACAAGAAACACCUGAAGAACGAGAUCCGCAAACUCGCCUACAUGAAGCGCCGCAAGAUGAUCGAGGCCUUCAACCUCCUGAAGGAAGAGGAGGGAGAGCAGUUUGUGGUUCGGGAAGCCCGGUGGAAGCAGCUGGUCAAGCUGGUGGCUCCUGACACCAGCAAUUCCCACCGGGAGCUGCUGCUCCGCAUCUCGGAUGAUGAGCAGAAAGGGUUCAUAGACAAGAAGUCCUUCGUGCAGCUGGCGGACCUGCUCAACAUUCAGGUGGUGACGCUGAAGAUCCGCCAGCACCCCCUGGCGCGCUGGGCGCCGGCCAUGUACGGAUCUGCACCCAGCUGGCUCCUGCGCCGCGUUGUGAGGCACAGGGCUUUUGUUUGGACUUACGAUGCCAUCAUCCUGGUAAAUGCUGUCUUCAUUGCUCUGGAUGAAGAAAGCCCCUACAUUUCCUAUGCAGAGUGGGUGUUCCUUGCUCUGUACAUGAUCGAGAUCCUCCUGAAGGUCUACACUUACGAACCCAGGGAGUUCUUUGGCAAAACCCAGUUCUGGAACUGGUUUGAUACUCUUAUCAUCUUUGCUGCCCUGACUGCAACGAUUCUCAAUGCCACCCUCAAGUCCACCAUGAAGUACAACAGCCAGCAGAUCCUGGACAUUGUGUUCAUCCUAAGAGUCCUCAGGCUGAUCCGGAUUGUUGACAGCAUUCAGCGGUUCCAGGUCAUCAUGAACACCCUGAUAAACAUUGUCCCGACCAUGCUGACUUUUGGUGGGCUCACUCUGGUUGUGUAUUGUGUGUUUGCUAUCAUUGGCAUGGAGAUAUUCCACGGGAAGAUCCAGUCCUUCCCAGCCAAUUCGAAUGCUCCUUACGCCCUGGAAUGUGGGAAUCCAGCUCUCAAGGAUUCCUUGUUUGCCCGUGGGAAGUACUGCAAGAACAACUUCAAUGACUUCGCCUCAUCCUUCAUCGUCCUCAUGGAGCUCACUGUGGUCAACCAGUGGCACGUCUUUGCCAAUGGAUUUGCCAGCGUCACAGCUCAGCCUGCCAAGCUCUACUUCAUCACCUUCCACAUUGUGAUGGUGAUCAUCAUUGUCAAUAUCUUUGUGUCAUUCAUCUUGGAAGCUUUCUUUGUGGAGUACUCCCUGGAGAAGAGUGAUGUGGAAACUGCCAUCGAGCAGAAAAUCCAGGAGCUGGGAGUGGGAGUUCAAGAGGAUGAGCUCCAGCAUGAACAGCUCCUUGACAACUUGGAGAGUGCAGAGCAUGAGUUUGCUGGGGAAGGUGGAACAAAGCCACAGAGCAAAGGGCUGGUGUUCAAAAUUGCCUCCAAACGAUACAGGACAGUGGAUGCUCUGCUCCAGCGCAUGUUCGAGGCAGAGAUACCCCUGGAGGAUGACGGUCCUUCCUUUGAAGAGAUCCUAAACUUGUCCCCCACCUCGGCUGUUCCCAGGAGCCCGAGUUCCGAGAGUGCGGCGUGACGGGCGGAUCAGGGAAUGGAGCCGAUUCCCGGCUGUCCAGGUGCUCCCUGGCUGCUCCCAAGCGUGUGGCCCGGGUUACGUGGUGGGAACAAACAGCUUUGCCCUCUAAAGGAGCUUUAUCUCAUGUAAAGUCUCAUAUAAACGUCUAGAAUGCAGGGAGGAGUCAGAGGAUCCGGCUGUGCCCGGAUAGGGACCGUGCCGUGGGCAGUAUGUUAUGGAAUAACUACUUCUUGUAACUGGAAUUGUAUCGCAGUACUUUUAUAUGCAGCUAUGGACCGCUGUACGCUGAAUGAAGCAGCUCUUCAGUACAAUAAAAUCAGCAGUUUGUAAAAACGA